ACCUCCGGCAGACCUGAGACAGGAGCCCCGCUGACAGAGAGGAGACAGCGGGACAGAGCUCUCACUCUGAGCCGCUUUCCAACAACCAGCUUCACGUCCACUGUGUCGAUGACAGAGAUCAUCGAUCCGUGAGCACAGAUCAUCGAUCAUCGAUCAGAGAGUCAUCGAGUCAUCGAGGGUUGCGUCCGACGGGGUGUCUCGUAGAAGUGAGGGUUUUUUGUUUGUGCUGCGGAGUGAGAUAUGUUUCCAUAGACGAUCCUUAUCGAGCUAAGACUGACGUGUGGAAUGACGCGUGAUGCGUUCAGGUGAAACGUUUUCCUGAAAUACAACCUUUAUUUCAGAUUAUUUAUCGUGUAUUUAUAAAAUGCAGAUAAAAUCGUUUUAAAUUUAAUUAAUGGUGUUUCUUUCUCUGUUGUGUGUUUUAAAAACACAGUGUGUAGAUUUUUGCAAUCAUUUUUUAUAUUUAGUUGUGUCCGGUCAUCAGUGAGCGGUUCCAGUUGUUCCUACCGUCCCUGAAUGCAGCAGAGAUCAGGAUAAAUCUUUAAUAUAGUCUCACACAUUUCAUUGAUUUGUUUGAAGUCAUUUAAUUAAUUAAUUUUAAUUAACAAACUGGCAGUGACGUUUGACUCAACUUUAAUUUGAAAGUGCUGCACUUCCGGUUUAGCAGCCGUUUCCAUAGCGACGCAGCAGCGGACACGGAGGCAGUUUGUUUCUGUUGCUUUAGUUUGAAGGUUUCUGUGAAAGGUCAGAGGUCAACUACUGUCACAACAACAACAAACCAUCGACAACAACAACAACAUGUCCUCACACAGGAUGGGUGUAGUCAGAGACUCCAUGUUGACCAAUCCGCUGAUGAUCAAGGUGUCUCUUGGUCAGUCCAGGUCCAGAGGUUUUUUACGUCCUGGUCCAGAUUUUACUUUUGGAACCAGCAGCAGCUCGAUGCAGAAUGGAGGCGUGGCCGAGGUUCUGUCCAGCUGGAGGGUUCAGCCCAGAGGUGAAGCCGCGGAUCCUCACAGGGUUCUGGUUCCGGACUUCGUGUCCCUGAACCGGAACGCGGUGAAGGCGGGACUGGUCACGUCCAAUGAGCUGCGUCAGUACCGGGCCCAGCUGGGGGGGGGCAAGACAAAACAUCCGGAACCCAAACUGCAGGAGGGCGGGGCUUCACAGAAGCUGGUAGUUCCUGACAUCACAACCAGGGAUGUGUCCGUCAGGCCCGCCUCUCCUCUGUCACACCUCCUCUCUCAUCAGUACGCUCACCGCUGGAAGGAGGAGCAGCUGAGCAGGAUUCAAACCAGCAACCACAACCAGCAGCUCAGGACUAAACCAGGUUCCGACACCAGGACCAGUCUUCUGAGGAGGAGCAGACCACUUCCUGUCCCGCGAUCCCAGGUCACAUGGCAGCACUUCAACCAGGUAACUCCACGGUCAUGUGACUCUUCCCAGAUGGCCCAGAGGAUCCUGGAGCUCUGGACCCAGAGGCUCUCCAUCCAGGAAAAGGACCUCCUGAGGGCCUACCAGAGGGGGGAGACCACACCAGAGGCUGCAGACCCCUACCCUUAA
Pleuronectes platessa (European plaice) is the source of this 1560-nucleotide messenger RNA. RefSeq names its product cilia and flagella associated protein 77 (gene cfap77). NCBI's taxonomy places the organism in Eukaryota, Metazoa, Chordata, Actinopteri, Pleuronectiformes, Pleuronectidae. The coding region runs from base 799 to 1560 and encodes 253 amino acids. The record is from RefSeq and is a predicted model, not a curated record. The transcript is spliced from 6 exons.